This is a messenger RNA of Rotaria sp. Silwood2, 1521 nucleotides long. Lineage: Eukaryota; Metazoa; Rotifera; Eurotatoria; Philodinida; Philodinidae. The record is from the annotation of a GenBank genome assembly.
AUGAGCAAUUCACAAUCGUGGACCGAUGAAAGUGGUACGACAUCAACAAAUUCUAGUGAAGAUCAAGAGAAAAGUGAUUCGAACAAUUAUUCUACAGAAAAUAAAGACAAUAGAAAAGAAACAAAUAGAGAUUUAUACAAAAUAUGUUCUGAACAAAUUAUUGUUCAUCGUUGGUUUUUAUCCGAUAUUCAAUCUUUAAACAAUCAAAAACAAGAUUUCUAUCAACAAUCGAGUCCAUUUGGCUGUACUGGUGAAAAUGGACUUUUGCAUUGGAUUAUCCGCUUCUAUCCCAGAGCAUCAAAAAAUAAAAAUUCAUUUUGUUUUAUCAAUCAUAAUGAAUGCUGUGAAAAGGCAGGUAAUAAUAGUGCAUUGAAUGAAGUUUCAAAAAAUGACGAAAAUACACGUCAAACUUUACUCAAUACGCUUCGAAAUAUGAUAAACAACAAACAAAAUCAGACUUCAUUGUCAUAUAUAGAAGCUCUUAAUCAAUUACUCAAUGAAAUUUUACUAAAACCAAUAUCAAAUAUUGAACAAACAAUAACAACAACGAACGAAAACGAUGAGAAAGUAAUAUCAUCAAAAGAAACAGUUCACAUUCCGAUAUUAAAUCAUGAUAUAUUAAAAACUUUACCACAAUAUUCAAUUACAACAAGUGAAGAAGAAUCAUUGUCAAAUGUUAAGUCAUAUUGUGCAUUUGAAAUUCUAAAAAUAAAUGAAUAUGAACAAUCUUCUCAAACACUCUUUGAAACUAACUAUCAAGCUGAUGAUGGUAUUUUAAAUCAAUUAAAAACUGAAGGUCGUCAUCAAGUACAUUUUAAUCGAGCAUUGAUUAUCUUACCUCAUGAUACAAUCUUCUCUAUUUCGUCAAAUAAUAUUUUGUUUUCGAUCAAAUUAAUUAUCUAUGAAUGUUCAUCAACAAUUAAUAAUUGGCAAUCUAUGUCUUAUAACAAGAAAAUUCUUAAAAAUCUAUUCUUUGAACAACCUCUUCAUUCGAAUAUAUCAAGUGGUGAUGCCAAUGGAUUUUAUAAUCAUCCUAAUUCUAUGAUAGAAUUAUCUAAUGGCAAUAUAUUUUGGCAUAUGUCAAUGCAAAAGCUAUUUACUGAUAUAAUUAUUUAUUCUUCAGAUGGUCAAGAAUUUCAUGUACAUCGUCUUAUACUAUGUACAUCAUGUGAAAAAUUUGCCGAACUUAUUUCUAUGAAUCAACAAAUGAAUAAAAUUCAAAUAGAUUUUGUUAAUGGUAUUAUUCUUAAACGUAUUUUAAAAUAUAUUUAUACUAAUGAAAUUGAAAUAUGUAUUGGAGAAUUUUCAAUUGAUGAAAUUCGUGAUUUAUUAAAUGCAGCUGAUUUACUUGGAUUAUUUCAAUUGAAAAAUAUUUUAACAAAAAAAUGUCUGAAUCAUGUAACACAAAAAAAUUGUUUUGAACUAUUACAAUUAGCAGAUGAUAAACAAAUGAAAAUACUUAAAAAUCGUGUGCUUACAUUUUUAUGUCAGCAAUAUCCGCAGGUAUAUAUUAUGAGAUAA